Messenger RNA from Cottoperca gobio, 2288 nucleotides. RefSeq names its product BRF2 general transcription factor IIIB subunit (gene brf2). Gene Ontology annotation, cellular component: transcription preinitiation complex; nucleus. Gene Ontology annotation, biological process: DNA-templated transcription initiation; transcription preinitiation complex assembly. Bases 50 to 1525 code for a protein of 491 amino acids. NCBI's taxonomy places the organism in Eukaryota, Metazoa, Chordata, Actinopteri, Perciformes, Bovichtidae. The transcript is spliced from 5 exons. Gene Ontology annotation, molecular function: TBP-class protein binding. The record is from RefSeq and is a predicted model, not a curated record.
ACAUUUCCACCAUACAUUGAUACAUCGGAAGAACUUCCAGACCCAACCAAUGUUGAACUGGAACGUUUGCCCUUCACUGUACUGUUUAUGUCAGGACCAUGCGGAACCAUUGACUUCCAAACGUCUGUAUCUACCCGGACACAUUUUACGCGCCCCGUUGUCUCUCCGCUGCACGGGGCGGCAGUUUAUUUGGAAGAUGUCUCGUGCAGGUUUGAGCUGCCCGGGCUGCGGCUCCUCCAACGUUGUAGACGAUGAUCUGUACUGUCAGGCCCAGCUGGUGUGCGUGGACUGCGGCUCUGUGGUGUCCGAAGGGGCUUUGGCCGACGACUACGUCGGAGAUACAGAAAUCAGCUACAGCCGAACCACAGCUGUGGCCAAAAAGCCAUGUAUGAACCUGAUUAAAGGUCUGCAGCGUGUGAAAGCGAUUUGUCGGAUUCUCAGAGUUAACGGUGAGAUUGAGAAUCUUUCGCAGACUUAUUACAGCCAGGCCUAUCAGCAUGUGGGUUUCAUCAGAGUGAGCCUCCAGAAGAAAGAGGUUCUUGCUGGUUGCUGUGUGCUUGUAAGCUGCAGACUACUUAAUUGGCCCAUAACCAUGGGAACAAUCAGCUGCCUGUUGGAUGCCGACCCGAUGGUGGUGGGAGUGAUUUACCAAGAGAUGGUCAAGAUUCUUAACAUUGAGGCUCCGAUCUUUAACAUCGCCGAUGUGAUGGAGGCCCACAGUCAGGAGUACCAAAUUAGCUCACUUCACGUUCCUGAAGAAUUGUCUGAGAACUCCAAGGACUUAGCGAAACGUGCUGUGGCCUUGGUGGAGCUGGCGGCAGAUUCCUGGAUUGUGACUGGCCGUCAACCCAUCCCGAUCAUGAUGGCGGCAAUCUAUCUGUCCUGGCAGUCCUUGAAACCCAACAAGCUACGCCUGAAAUUCACUCUGGACAAAUUCUGUCAGAUUGCCAAAGUGAAUAAACUCAAACCUGCCAUGAAGAGAAUAACUGAGUUGAAGGAGGUGCUGUGCAAGCUGGGUAAGGAGAUUCCCUGGGUCAACGAAGCGGUGACACCAGACAAUGUUGUCCGGCAGGUGGAGGAUAUUGUAAAGCACAGGUAUGCCCUGCUAAGGAGGGCUCUGAGAACGCACCAGGACGCUCUGCUGGCAGAGUGUCAGGCCAGCUGUGAGGACUCUCUGACUGAGGAGUCUGCUCCCUCCCAAGAGCAGAAUUCAAAUGCAUCCUUUUUGCAACAAUGUGAGCUAAAUGCUAAAAGGGGCCGGCGAGAUGGAGAUGAUAAUCCAUGCACACUGCCUGAGCUGCACAGUGACACUCAGGACAACCAAGGUCCAGCACCAAACUGGGGUAAGAGAAUGCUGUUUGCUCCCCCGUGUGUGAUCCAUGCAAAGAAAAGGAGAGUGGAGCAGCGUGUACUCACCGAUGUAACUGGUGAUGAGGAAAUCUCCGAUAGUGAAAUUGACUCGUACAUCCGCACUCCUCUGGAAGCUCGAGAGUUUGCUCGGACACAGAAGAUGCUUUCUGAGUGAGAAAACAUAACCCGAUGUGCAUAAAGACCAGACUAUUCUAAUAAGGAUGCAGGUAUUUUUCAUUUCUACAAGAUUUCGUUCAUAAGAGAUGCUACAACCGUUUUUAUGUAGUUGUAUCCAGUAACAGAUUGGAACUGUGUUUUGUUUUUCCUGAUUAUACUUGGUUCACUUUUAAAUAAAGUUUUGUUGAAGUGGUUAAACAUUUUAUUUUGGACACACCACAUGAUGUGCAAUCAGUGACAAGAGUAAGGAUCUCCUCUUGACAAACUGUGAAAUACUUUUCUUUUAAAAGAAGUAUAAGAAUAUAUUUUUGUUUUUGCACACCUCCCGCAUUAAAGUUGCCUAUAGGAAAGCACAUACCUUAUUUUGUUUUGUUUGUUUUGUGCACAUUUAGACCAACAUUAUUUUUUAAUAUGCUUUUUUCACAGAGGACAUUUUGACAUGUAAAUACAACUACUGAUCGCUGCUUCAGUUUAAUAGUCCUGGUACUGUGCAUGCUGGCUCACUGUCAUGGAUUACUGGGACACUUAGAUAGGACAGAGCCAUCGUUAGUGUUAUUAGUAACACCUGCGCUCUUCUGCCGGCAGAAAGGUCUAUUAUGCCGAGCCUUCAAUGAAGCCUUCCUCGUGUUGUAUGUACUUAUCAAUGAGUCGUUUCAUUACACCAAAAAAUUCACAUCAGCCCCUGGGAUUUCAUAAGUUUAAUAUUUUAUUUUGUUCCUGCAAGCGCUGAGGUAUUUUUGUAUGUGAUCUAGGAUACUAGA